Messenger RNA from Metarhizium robertsii ARSEF 23, 1224 nucleotides. Its product is annotated as Small GTPase superfamily, Ras type. Bases 1 to 1224 code for a protein of 407 amino acids. The record is from RefSeq and is a predicted model, not a curated record. Lineage: Eukaryota; Fungi; Ascomycota; Sordariomycetes; Hypocreales; Clavicipitaceae. The transcript has a single exon.
AUGUCUUCACAAGCAUCUCAAAGACAAGGUGUAGGCAAAGCUCUAUUAUCCGGAAGACUUGGAAGCUACCACAACCCACCAGCUAUUGCAGAACUAUCUGUGCCGGCUCAUUCAUCCAGCCUGAGCAACCGGUCUAGCGGCUCCAGGAGUCUGCAGCGUUUGUGGUGGUCGGAUCAAUCCUGCAGCACAACCAGUUCAUUACCUCGCGAAGACGGCUCUCCCCAGUCGCUAUACCACCCACGCCCACAGCGGUCGGUUAAUAUAUCAAACCUUCUCCAUGCAAAAUCUCCUCGUCCAGAAUCGGUGUCUACUGUGAGAGCGCAGAACGGCAGCCAGUGCACAUUAGACAUGUUUCCAUCUGUCGACAUUGGGCGAAGUGUUGACGGAUUCAACUAUGGAUAUGAUAAUUCUUUAGGUAUUAGCCUGCCUCGAAAUUCGCCCAAGUGCGGAAAGCGUCCUGAGCAGCGCAACGCUGAACUAAGACAUAUGAAUCCCCCAUAUACAGACCAUGAUCCUCAAGUACCUGCAGUGGCCCCAAGAGGAUUGGACGCAGACGGCGAGCUCGUCCAUGCAGGAACAAGGUAUCCGUAUUUCCUCUCCGCAAAUGAGCAACCCUAUCCGAAAACAUUAGCAGCAUGCGGCUCUUCAGCAUCGAUAUGCCACCCCUCCCCCUCCAGUAGAUUGACAGACGACAACCUCCUGUCCAUAGCACUACCUAGCAGGCUCAACACACAAGACCUCGUGGACAUCCUACAAGAAUCCAACACAUACAAACAGCAUCGCAAUCAAGGCAGUACUAUCCUCAGCAACCUGCCAGCUCACCCGCAUCUGACACAAGACAUUGGCGGCAUCGAAACAGCAUGCCGAAAUCCUCUCGAGAGUUCCAGACCAAGCAUCCCAGACCCAAUGGCCACCAACGCAGCACAAUACCUGUCAUCGGCCCCCAAAACACCAAACACCAAGCCAUAUCUCAUCCAUCCAUCAUCCACCAAACGAAAAUCUCCAUCGGCCGACACCCACCAUCCAGCGCUAAAGCCGGCUAUAUCCAAACCCGACGUCGUAUACCGCCAGCCCCAACCCUUCGUCGGCAAGCUAGCCUCCUCCGAGACACAGCAUGCGCCAAUGUAUGCAGCGCAAUUGUUGACCAGCCGUGCGCGAAAACGAACGUCGAAUCGCCCUGAUAUUCGGGCAUUGCCAAAUCACGACCAGGAUCCAAUCGAGUGA